CACACCCCCAUGUACUUCUUCCUUCUCAACCUGGCCCUCCUCGACCUGGGCUGCAUCUCCACCACUCUCCCCAAAGCCAUGGACAACGCCCUCUGGGACACCAGAGCCAUCUCCUACACAGGAUGUGCUGCACAGAUCUUUUUCUUUGUCUUCUUUAUCUCAGCAGAGUGUUCCCUUCUCACCAUCAUGUCCUAUGACCGCUAUGUUGCCAUCUGCAAGCCCCUACACUACAGGACCUUGAUGGACAGCAGAGCUUGUGCCACCAUGGCAGCAGCUGCCUGGGGCACUGGAGUUAUCAAUUCCCUGCUGCACACUGCCAGCACGUUUUCACUGCCUAUCUGCCGAAGCAAUGUUUUGAAUCAGUUUUUCUGUGAAAUCCCGCAGAUUCUCAAGCUCUCCUGCUCAAACUGCUACCUCAGGGAAGUUGUGCUUCUCAUUUUUAGUGCCAAUUUAGCCUUUGCGUGCUUUGUUUUCAUUGUUGUAUCCUAUGUACAGAUCUUCAUGGCCGUGCUGAGGAUGCCCUCUGAGCAGGGAAGGCACAAAGCCUUCUCCACAUGCCUCCCUCACCUGGCUGUCAUCACCCUAUUUGUCAGCACUGCCAUUUUUGCCUACAUGAAGCCCCACUCCAUCUCCUCCCCAUCCAUGGACCUGAUGGUGGCACUUCUGUACUCAGUGGUGCCUCCAGUAGUGAACCCGCUCAUCUACAGCAUGAGGAACAGGGAGGUGAAGGAUGCAGUGAGGAAAGUGAUGACCAAAUUUCUUUCAAAAGCAGUGAACCGCAUAUCUUUUUGA
Messenger RNA from Coturnix japonica (Japanese quail), 792 nucleotides. NCBI's taxonomy places the organism in Eukaryota, Metazoa, Chordata, Aves, Galliformes, Phasianidae. The record is from RefSeq and is a predicted model, not a curated record.